This is a messenger RNA of Talaromyces stipitatus ATCC 10500, 1590 nucleotides long. RefSeq lists its product as uncharacterized. Gene Ontology annotation, biological process: nucleoside metabolic process. Bases 1 to 1590 code for a protein of 529 amino acids. The transcript is spliced from 2 exons. The record is from RefSeq and is a predicted model, not a curated record. NCBI's taxonomy places the organism in Eukaryota, Fungi, Ascomycota, Eurotiomycetes, Eurotiales, Trichocomaceae. Gene Ontology annotation, molecular function: catalytic activity; ADP binding.
AUGCAGAUGCCCAAUGCUAUGCGACCGUGCGAAGACGUUGUCAGCCUUGCAAUAUGCGUCUUACCGCUGGAAGCAGCAGCAGCCCGCAGUAUGCUGGACAGAACCCACAGUCCGCUACCUAUACCCUCUACUGAUUCGAAUGCCUACCAACUUAGUGAACUAAACGGCCACUGUAUUGUGAUCGCCAGCCUACCAAACGGUAUAUAUAGCAAAGUGUCUGCCGUAACUAUGAGAUCUUGCAUGCGCUCGACCUUUCCUCAGCUUCAAUAUGGAUUGAUGGUGGGGAUCGGAGGCAGAGUUCCAGGUAAAAGUCAUGACAUUCGAUUAGGCAAUGUAGUAGUAAGCAAACCAGCUGGAAAGCACAGUGGAGUGAUCCAGUAUGAUUAUGGCAAGGCGAUUCAAAAUGGUCAAUUCGAGGCAACAGGAACCGUGAACAAACCACCACAGGUGCUUUUGACACAUAUGGGCCAAUUAGAGGCUAAACAAAUGACUGAAGGCGAGGACGCUCUUUCUCAUAUAGUGGAUGAAACCUUGAUACGAAACUCUAAUAUGCAAGGACGAUUUUCACCUCCAGACCAGCAUGCUGACUUUUUAUUUCAAUCCUCUUAUCAUCAUAUCGCCGGGGAAGGUACUUGUGAAUAUUGCGACAAAGAAAAGUUAUAUAAACAACAACCAAGAAAGACAAGAACACCUCGGAUUCACUAUGGGUUGAUUGCAUCAGGGGAUCAAGUAAUAAAGGACUCAGAAACACGAGAUCGCCUAGCACAGCAGUAUGGAAUCCUCUGCUUUGAAAUGGAGGCGGCCGGGCUGAUGGAUGAGCUUCCAACUCUUGUGAUCCGAGGGAUAUGCGAUUAUUGCGACUCUCAUAAACAGAAACAGUGGCAAGGAUAUGCAGCAUUGACAGCAGCUGCUUAUGCAAAAUUGCUGCUAUUAGCAAUUCCUGUUAGCCGUCCAGAUGCCAACUUAAUGAACAACAAGAAGAUGAGGCACUGGAUAGUACCGCUCGCAAGGAAUCCCAACUUUGUCGGGCGUCAGGAUGAGAUCACAAAACUGGAAGAAUCAAUAACAAUGCAAGACGGUCCUAGAAAAAUCGCUAUCACCGGGCUAGGCGGGGUCAGGAAGACCCAAGUGGCCCUGGAGCUCGCACACCGCAUCCGGGACCGAGAUAAGGAGUGCUCAGUCUUCUGGAUCCCCUGUACCAGCCAUGCAAUAAUUAAGCAGAUGUUGCUGCAAAUUGCACAGAUACUCGGGCUUUGUGUUGUAAAUCCGGCAGACAUUAAAGAACAGGUUAAGAGCUACCUUAAUACUGAGCGUGCUGGAAAGUGGCUUCUAAUUCUUGACAAUGCAGAUGAUGCAGAGAUGUGGUUAAUGGGUAGCCACACGGCUCCACCUCUUGAGGAUUUUCUCCCGGAAAGUGGACAAGGCCGUAUUUUGUUUACCAGUCGAAACCGAAAACUCGCCAUGAGGCUGGCACCAUUCAAUAUUAUUCCGAUCCCAGAUGUAGAUGAAGAAACAGCAGCUAAAAUAUUAGAAAAGACACUGGGACACAAGGACUUGCUCAGAGAUCCUGCCAGGCUUGUCAUCGAUUAA